UCUUAUAACAUACUUUUACAGGUACUUGAACAACGCCGAAAUAGCUCCGCAUAUAUCAGGCGCCAAUUACACGUUCUUUGUGCCGGAAGAUAAAGCAUUUGAACGACUUGGUUUCGAUAGGCUCUCCGACGAUGUCAUGGCUUCACCCCGCGGCAUUAAAAUGUUACUCAAUCAUUUCGUACGGGGACGUCUGUACGAUCGUGACCUUCGGGACAACGAAGUUUUUGAGACUAUCGGUGGAGGUCAUAUUAAAAUCACCCGCAAUCCGGGAAGCAAUGCGACGAGUGUUAACAAUGCCAAGAUUACCGAAAGCGAAGUAUUCGUCUAUAACUUAGGAACAAUGUUCUAUAUUGACGAUAUACUUUAUGCACAUUUGCUACGAGAAUAUGUUUCUAAGCCGACAAAAAUCAGAUCCGAUCCCAAUGGUAGUGCCGUCGACGGUGGGCAACGGAAUGGCGACUACAUUAUUGGUGAUCAGGAUGAUGAAUUCGAAGACGAGAUCAUCACGCCGAAGGCACUACCCGUCCAGAUUUAUGAACUUCCACAAUAGAUGCUAACAGAAGUAAAAAUAAAACUAAAUUAGUUAUAUGUGAGCGUGGUCCCAAAAAUGCUAAUAAUGCUUUCUGGGCCGAAGUAACAACACUGUGUAUACAUUGAUUCACAUUUUGUUCAUUUUACGGUAAUGUUUGAACCAACUUUAAUCUAGGAUUGUAAAUUUUUGAUUCUUAAUCUUAUUUAACAAAAAAUAACAGGAUUGGAAAUAUAAAACAAGUUAAACCGUAGUUCACAACAAACAGCUCAUAUUAGAAAUAAAAAAUAAGUACCCAGAUCUGGGUAGUACUUUUAGAUCGAAUCUAUUAUGCAAUAAAACAUAAAUAUGGGUAUGGAAAAUUCUUUGAAUAGGCGUGAAGUUUUUUCUUCAUUGCAAUUAAUAUUCAUAUUAUGCAUACAUAUGUAAUAUAGUGGUAAGACUUUAAAUGGAACAGGGAGUGACUUCUGAAGUUAACUUUAGAAAAACAUCUAAAACAUAUCGUCUUAAACUUAAAGAAACAUUGAACGAAAAUUAUGAAACUAAGAAUAGUGAAAAUAAAAAAAACUAUUCAGCGACUCAAUCGUGUGAAAUCUCGCAGAAAAAAUUACAUACUGGCAUUGGAAAAGGAAAUACUGUAAAUGUGCGAAGAAAGUACAUAUCUCCAAUUCAGCCAUGAAUUUAUAGCUUUAGAAAAAAUAAGAAGAAAUUUUAUAUUAACCUGAAAUUCGAGUGUUUGUUAAAAAUAAAACAUAAUAAU
Molecule: messenger RNA, 1289 nt
Organism: Rhagoletis pomonella (apple maggot)
Lineage: Eukaryota; Metazoa; Arthropoda; Insecta; Diptera; Tephritidae
Exons: 3
Coding region: 137-550 (137 amino acids)
Source: RefSeq, a predicted model, not a curated record